AUGGCGCGAGGGUGCUUCGCCGCCUGCACCAUCGCGCUCGCCGCCGGCGCCACGCACACGCAGACCAUCGCCAUCGACGGCCUCGUCGUCGACGCGACGUGGGAGACGGGCACGGACCCCAACUUGAUUUGGGCGCCCGUCGACGCCUUCCUCGAGAUCCCCGCCGACGAGCCGACGCGACGGCUGGCGGCGGCGCACUUCUGCGACGAGGCCAAGUGGGAGGACGACGCGUGCGAGGCCACGGUCGCGGCGGCGCUCGCGGCCGCGGCGGCCGCGGGCGAACGCUUCCAGGUCGCGCACUUCGGGUCCUUCCCGCUGGAGCGCGUGAGCGAGGACCACUGGGGCAACCCGCUUGACUACGACGGGGACGCCGCCCUCACGGCCGCCUUCCGGCGCGGGACGGACUUCGCGAGCCGCUGCGCGCCGCGCCGCGCCGCGGACACGCCGGCCGUCCGCGUCGCGGUCGUCGUCACGGGCGAGCUCCGGCUGCUCGACGCGGCGCACCUCGCCAAGUUCCAACGGGACCUGGCGGGCACGACGGUCUUCGUCGCGACGCACGCCAGGUUCGAGGCCGCCGCGCGCGACCUGACGGCCCCGGAGCGCAUAGUCGCGGCGGAUCCCGCGAUCCUCGAAGCCGAGCUCCGCGCGCGCGGCGUCGCGCAGGUCGCCCGGUCGCGCGCCACCUACGCGCCCGGCGAGGCGGCGCAAGCGGCGCGCGACGCCGAACACAACAACACGGAGGUCCACGGCGGGUUCUGGCAGUGGGCGCUCCUGGAUCUCGCGUUGGACGCGUUCUGGGAGGAUCUAGCCGCCUUCGACGUCGUCGUGCGCACGCGCGCGGACCUCGACGAGCACGUGCCCUUCCCCUACGCGGACCUGCGGGCCGCGCCGGGGGCGAUCCACUGCCGGAGCGACUUCGUGUUCUACGGCGGACCGGCGGAGUUUUCGCGCGCGUUCGACGGCGCGAGGGACCGGGCGGAGGCGACGUUCCGGCCGCCGCGCGCGCCCGACGGGUCGCCCCUCUACGAGCCCGUGGACUGGGACCUGGUCCUCGCGUCGGACCUGACGGGCCUCAAGUGGUGGUGGCUCCCGCUGCCCGUCGCGGUCUUCGGCGCCGGCGGCGCCGGCCCGGGCGUCGACGCGCCUCCGCGGACGCCCGUCGAGCUCAAGUCCGCGGCCCGCGACCACCUCGACGCGCUCAGACGGCUGCCGCGCGGCGCGCCGGCGCGCCGCGCCGGCGACGACCCCGCGCUGCGGACGGACUACAUAGAAGCGUUCAACUCCGAGCUGUUCGUGGCUUUCCUCGUCUUCGGCGCGGGCCUCCGCGCCUGCGCGCCGCCGGCGAUAUUGCGCAACUCCCAGGCCACGGAGCUGUCGACGCGGCGCUUCCCCUACGUCCGGGACGCGACGGACGACUCCGACGUCGCCGGCCGGAUCCCGGCGCGGGCCGCGCGGCGGCCGUACCACCGCGAGGCCGCGCCCGUCGACGCCGCCAUCGACGGCGCGGCCGCGGACGCGGAGCGGCUAGUGUCGCCGACGGGCGCAAUUGUCGACGUCUGCGACGCGGAAAACGCCAUGGCCUGGCCCGCGCGCUGCGGCCACGGCGUCGCGGUCAGGCUCGCCGUCGACGACGACGUCGUCGUCGUCACCCCGGAGAACCGGACGCGCGGCGCGCUCGCCGCGGCGGCCGCCGCCGCCGCCGCGGCCGCGGGGGCCGCCGCGGGCGCGGGCUGCGGCGACGGCGACGGCGGCUGCGUCGAGGCCGCGGUGUUGCGCGCGCUCCUCGACGCGAACGCCUCGGCGCCGCCCGACGUCGUCGCGGCGAGGCCGCGCGCCUUCGACGCCGGCGACGCCGCGGGCCUGCGCGCCGCGCUCGCGACGGACGGCUACGCCGUCGUCCGCCGCGCGGCGACGCCGGCGGCGGUCGCGAACAUCACCGCGGACCUCUGGGACUUUCUCGAGGCGCGCGCGCCCGUCGCGCGGACCCGGCCCGCGAGCCUGCGGCGCAUCAGCGAGCCCCGGGGCGCGCUCAGGGUCGCGGGCCUCGCGCACUCGGACGCGCUCUGGUCCGCGCGGUCGGCGACGCGCGUCCGCGACGCCUACGCGAGCCUCUACGGCGACGACGACCUCGUCACGUCCUUCGACGGCGCGUCGGCGCUCCUGUCGGAGACGGCGCGGCGGCCGCGGCCCCUCGCGGGGUCGUUCCUGCACACGGACGGCAACGCGGACGAGAGAGCGAUACAGGGCAUGCUCCUCCUCACGGACCAGACCGCGGCCACGGGCGGCUUCAUGGCCAUCCGGGGGAGCCACGCGGUCCACGACGCCCUCGUGGACCGCCACGGCGACGUGAACGGCGGCUCGUGGCUCAUGCCCGUGCCCAACGGCGACGACGCGCUCCGCGGCCUCGACCGGGUCUUGGUCGAGGCCGACGCGGGCGACCUCGUCCUCUGGGAUUCGAGGCUGGCCCACGCGGUCCACGCGCCCCUGCGCGGGGCCGCGCGGCGCUCGCCCUGGGACAAGGCGGCGGUGUCGCGCCUGUCGGUAUUCGCGUGCAUGGCGCCGGCGGCGGCCGCGACCGUCGCGGAUCUGGAGCGCCGGCUCGACGCCGCGCGGCGCGGCGCCGCGACGGGCCACUGGCCCGUCGGCGGCCGGGCCGUCGCGCUCCCGGACUACGACGGCUACGCGGGCUACGACCGCGCGCCGCCUCGCGCGUUCUCGCGGGUCGAGCUCGAGCUCGUCGUCGGGCGCGCGCGGGCGCGCGAGCUCCUCCUGUCGAGGCGCCUCUAUUUGUAA
Aureococcus anophagefferens is the source of this 2793-nucleotide messenger RNA. RefSeq lists its product as hypothetical. The record is from RefSeq and is a predicted model, not a curated record. Lineage: Eukaryota; Pelagophyceae; Pelagomonadales; Pelagomonadaceae. The transcript has a single exon. Bases 1 to 2793 code for a protein of 930 amino acids.